Messenger RNA from Acanthisitta chloris (rifleman), 864 nucleotides. It is a transcript of the gene CIBAR1, whose product is annotated as family with sequence similarity 92, member A1. The transcript has 8 exons. The annotation marks the transcript as partial. Gene Ontology annotation, biological process: cilium assembly. Gene Ontology annotation, cellular component: ciliary transition zone; ciliary basal body. NCBI's taxonomy places the organism in Eukaryota, Metazoa, Chordata, Aves, Passeriformes, Acanthisittidae. The record is from RefSeq and is a predicted model, not a curated record.
GUAUCCAGGGACAAUCAGACUAGACAAAUACAAGAUGCCGUUUCAAAUGUGGAAAAACAUUUUGGUGAACUGUGCCAAAUAUUUGCUGGAUAUGUGCGUAAAACUGCCAGACUACGAGACAAAGCAGAUCUCCUAGUAAAUGAAAUAUAUGCAUAUGCAGCCACAGAGACACCAAACUUAAAAGUUGGACUGAAAAACUUUGCAGAUGAAUUUUCCAGACUUCAGGAUUAUCGCCAGGCAGAGGUUGACAGACUUGAAGCCAAGGUUGUUGAACCUCUGAAAUGUUACGGGACCAUAGUGAAACUUAAAAGGGAUGAUCUUAAAGCAACUUUAACAGCAAAGAACCGAGAAGCCAAGCAGUUGUCUCAACUGGAAAAGACACGUCAGCGGAAUCCAUCAGACCGACUCAUUAUUUCACAGGCUGAAAGUGAACUGCAGAGAGCAACACUGGAUGCUAAUCGAACAACUCGGCAAUUAGAGGAAACCAUUGAUAAUUUUGAGAAACAGAAGAUAAAAGACAUCAAAAAUAUAUUUUCUGAAUUUAUAACUAUUGAAAUGUUAUUCCAUGGGAAAGCUUUAGAGAUAUAUACUGCUGCCUACCAAAAUAUCCACAACAUUGAUGAAAAUGAAGAUUUGGAGGUUUUUAGGAGCUCACUCUAUCCACCAGACUAUCAAUCUCGUUUAGACAUAGUUCGUGCAAAUUCCAAGUCCCCUCUGCAGAGAACUGGCUCUUCCAAAUCUUCACUGAGGACAGUACAGAUUUCCCGCAGUAUGCUAAGAAAAGACGAAGAAGAAGAGGAGGAAGAUGAGGAGGAGGAAGAGGAGGAGGAGGAGGAAUUGGAUGGUACUAAGGAAGUGAGAUAA